UACAAAUUUGAAACAAGUUUUGGAAUUUGGAAUUGGAAAGAAAGGGAAAUUGAACUGCUCACUUUCUUUUUGAGCUACGACACUUAUGGCAAUGCAAUUGCAAGCAAACCCACUUCACCUGUUCCAACCACUGUAUAUCCUCUUCUUCUAACCCCAUAUCUUCCUGACUUCAUUAUUACUAUUUUUGUGUUCUCAAAAUUAGUUGAUAAUUUAAUGGUUUAUUAAAAAUUAAUGCAGCAGUCAACUACUGUUCCAUUGCAUUGUUUCCGAUAUUUAUUGGACUCUUUUUUUGGUACAUUAUAUUUCCCAUGCUGCUGUAUGUUUGACUUUGUGGUCUUCAUUAAAAGCUUCCUCUUGAUUCCAGUGCUUUCUAGUUUCCGCAAAUGCAUGCCAUGCAUCCAUCAACCUCCUCUCAUCAUAAACCUUGAGAACACAUACAACCCUUAUUCUUUUACGUUGCAAGCUUGAUUCAGGAUGAGGAGGGUUGCAAGUGCUGUGAUGAUCCUCUUGUGGUUGUUUUCUUCCACCAUGAUCAUAGGAAACUCAUCAUCAUUGGACAGUGAAACCACUCUCAGAGUGCUUUUGGAAGUGAAGAAAUCUUUCGAGCAAGACCCAGAAAACGUUCUGAGUGAUUGGUCAGAGGAAAACAAAGAUUAUUGCAGUUGGAGAGGAGUAACAUGCGGAUCAUCCAUUAACUCUAAGUCGGAAUUGCAAGUGGUGAGUCUCAACCUUUCUGACUCGUCGCUCACCGGGUCAAUAUCACACUCACUCGCUCUCUUACAAAACCUGCACCACCUUGAUCUCUCUUCCAACAACCUCAACGGUCCCAUUCCACCUAAUCUCUCUAACCUCACUUCAUUGGAAUCUUUGCUUCUCUUCUCUAACCAACUCACAGGUCAUGUCCCCACUGAGUUGGGCUUGCUCACCAAUCUCCGAGUCAUGCGACUCGGUGACAACGAACUAACGGGCAUCAUUCCCGCCUCUCUUGGAAACCUCGUCAACUUGGUCAUCCUUGGUUUGGCCACCUGCAGACUCACCGGGUCGAUUCCACCGCAACUCGGCCAACUCAGCAAUAUGGAGAAUCUGAUACUUAAGGACAACGAGUUAAUGGGACCGAUUCCGGCCGAGUUGGGAAACUGCACGAGCCUCACUGUCUUCACCGCAGCUAACAACAAGCUCAACGGGUCAAUCCCGAGUGAACUGAGUCAACUCAAGACCCUUCAGAUUCUUAACCUCGCCAACAACACCUUGUCAGGGGAGAUACCGAGUCAACUCGGUGAGAUGAGUGAACUCGUUUACCUCAAUUUCUUGGGGAACCAACUCGAGGGUGCUAUUCCACCAUCGUUAUCUCAACUGGGGAACCUUCAAACUCUCGACUUGUCAAUGAACAAGCUCAGUGGCGGAAUCCCAGAAGAUUUGGGGAACAUGCGUGAGCUAUCUUUUUUGGUUCUUUCUGGCAACAACAAUCUUAGUGGUGUCAUUCCAACAAACAUAUGUUCCAACGCAACAAAGUUGGAGCAUAUGUUUCUGUCAGAUAUUGGAAUUCAUGGUGAGAUUCCAUCUUCAUUGGGCCAAUGCCAGUCACUGAAACAACUUGAUUUGUCCAACAACUCACUCAAUGGGUCCAUUCCCAUUGAAAUUUAUGGAUUGCUCUCGUUAACUGAUCUCUUGCUCCACAACAACACAUUGGUUGGUUCAGUUUCUCCCUCAAUUGGAAACCUCAGUAGCUUGCAGAUGCUUGCAUUGUACCACAACAAUUUGCAUGGUCCUCUGCCUGAAGAGAUUGGGAUGCUUCGGGAGUUGGAAAUCUUGUAUCUUUAUGAUAAUCAAUUGUCAGGGGAUAUACCCAUGGAGAUUGGGAACUGUUCCAGCUUGCAAAUGAUUGAUCUCUUUGGGAAUCAUUUCAGUGGUGAAAUUCCAAAAUCCAUUGGAAGGCUGAAAGAAUUGAAUUUCCUUCACCUAAGGCAGAAUGGACUUGUUGGUGAAAUUCCUGCCACACUUGGUAACUGUCAUAAGCUGAAUAUUCUGGAUUUAGCAGAUAAUCAACUCUCAGGUGGAAUCCCUGCAACACUUGGAUACCUCAAGUCAUUGGAACAGUUGAUGCUCUACAACAAUUCUCUUGAAGGUAACCUCCCUCACCAACUCACAAAUGUAGCAAACUUGACCAGAGUGAAUCUUUCUAAGAACAGACUGAAUGGUAGUAUGACUGCAUUGUGUAGCUCUAGAUCGUUUCUUUCCUUCGAUGUCACGAACAAUGCCUUUGAUGGUGAAAUUCCUCCCCAAUUAGGAAAUUCACCCUCACUUGAGAGGCUAGGAUUAGGUAACAAUAGAUUUUCUGGUGAAGUUCCAAGGACACUGGGAAAGAUCCAUGAGUUGACACUGUUAGACCUCUCAGGGAAUGCACUCAGUGGACCAAUACCAGAUGAGCUCUCUUUAUGCAACAGACUGUCUUACAUUGAUUUACACAAUAAUUUUAUGUCUGGCCAAAUACCAACUUGGGUUGGAAGUUUGCCUCAGCUUGGGAAGCUUAUCCUUUCCUUCAAUAAUUUUUCUGGACCAAUUCCAUUAGGCUUAUUCAGAUGUUCCAAAUUGCUGGUUCUUGACCUGAAUGACAAUUCUCUCAAUGCUAGUCUCCCAGCUGAAGUUGGUGAUCUUGCAUCCCUUAACGUUCUCAGACUUGGCCAUAAUAAGUUAUCUGGACCGAUCCCUGCAGCAAUAGGCAAGUUGAGCAAGCUUUAUGAGCUGCAGCUAUCUAAUAAUAGCUUCAAUGGUGAGAUUCCAACAGAAAUUGGAAAACUCCAAAAUCUCCAGACCAGUUUAGACCUCAGUUACAACAAUCUCUCAGGUGAAAUCCCAGCUUCUCUUGGGAAUCUGUUAAAAUUAGAAGCACUUGAUCUUUCCCACAAUCAACUCACUGGAGAAGUCCCUCCACAAGUUGGUGACAUGAGCAGCUUGGGAGUGCUUGAUCUCUCCUACAACAACCUUCAAGGAAAAUUGGACAGGAAAUUCUCUCAUUGGCCGGACGAGGCAUUUGAAGGGAACCAACAGCUUUGUGGAAGCCCUCUUGAUCACUGCAACAGUGAUGAUGCUUCCAGCAGAGAUCAAUCAGGCCUAAAUGCACCAUCAGUAGUGGUAAUAUCUGCCAUUUCAACUCUAGUUGCAAUUGCGCUAUUUAUACUUGCAUUCAAAGCCUUCUUCAGAAACAAACCAGAACAUUUCAAGAGAGACAGUGAAGCGAAUUAUGUGUACUCCUCCUCUUCAUCACAAGCACAGCGAAGGCCGCUGUUCCAACUCAACCCUGCUGGAAAUCGAGAUUUCAGGUGGGAAGAUAUCAUGGAUGCAACAAACAAUUUAAGCGAUGAAUUCAAGAUUGGUUCAGGGGGGUCAGGGACAAUCUACAAAGCUGAAUUGGCCAAUGGAGAUACAGUGGCUGUCAAGAAGAUUUCAGCGAAAGAUGAUUUUCUGCUGAACAAAAGCUUCAUAAGAGAAGUUAAGACACUUGGGAGGACAAGGCACAGGCAUCUUGUGAAGCUUAUAGGUUACUGUGGCAAUAAUGCAAACAAAGGAGCAGCUUGGAAUCUGUUGAUAUAUGAGUAUAUGGAGAAUGGGAGUGUAUGGGAUUGGCUUCAUGGGAAGCCAGCUAUGGCCAGCAAAGUGAAGAGGAGCCUUGAUUGGGAGACAAGGUUCAGAAUUGCAGUGGGACUAGCUCAAGGAGUGGAGUACCUCCACCAUGAUUGUGUGCCAAAGAUCAUUCACAGGGAUAUUAAAUCCAGCAACAUAUUGCUAGAUUCCAAAAUGGAAGCACACUUGGGAGAUUUUGGACUUGCAAAAGCAAUCUUCGAGAAUUAUGACUCCAGAACCGAGUCUAAUUCUCUGUUUGCAGGAUCUUACGGCUACAUGGCUCCAGAGUACGCAUACUCCCUACGUGCAACAGAAAAGAGUGAUGUUUACAGCAUGGGAAUUGUGCUUAUGGAGCUUGUUAGUGGUAAAACGCCAACAGAUGAAACUUUUGGAGCAGAGAUGGAUAUGGUGAGAUGGGUGGAGAUGCACAUGGAUAUGCAUGGCGCUGCACGCGAGGACGUGAUAGAUCCUGAGCUGAAACCUCUCUUGCCUGCUGAAGAGUUUGCGGCAUUCCAAGUGCUUGAGGUAGCAUUGCAGUGCACCAAAACUACACCACAGGAGAGGCCAUCCUCCCGGAAAGUAUGUGAUCUUCUCCUCCAUGUAUUCAACAACAGAAUGGCCCAGUUUGAUAAGAUGAAUUUGGAUCAGUACAAAUUCAAGUGAAACUUGAUUCCAAAUAUAAUGCAGAGUAUACGCCUCUGGAUUUGGAUCAUUGCUUUUAGUGCUUCGGGUUUUUUCCCUUUGUUUUCCUGUUUUUUUUUUUUUUCCCUUCCUUAUUGUUUAGAGGCUCUAGAUUUAACAGCCAGCAAAAACCGGUCACAUACCGUUAAAUUCUACUAAUUAUUUAGUUUUGCUCAACUUUAGUACUUAAACCAGAAUGUUGCAUUUAAAAAGCUAAUUCCAAAUUGGAAAUUGGACA
This is a messenger RNA of Arachis duranensis, 4540 nucleotides long. RefSeq names its product LRR receptor-like serine/threonine-protein kinase GSO1. Bases 475 to 4284 code for a protein of 1269 amino acids. Gene Ontology annotation, molecular function: protein binding; ATP binding; protein kinase activity. The transcript has 2 exons. The record is from RefSeq and is a predicted model, not a curated record. Lineage: Eukaryota; Viridiplantae; Streptophyta; Magnoliopsida; Fabales; Fabaceae. Gene Ontology annotation, biological process: protein phosphorylation. Gene Ontology annotation, cellular component: plasma membrane.